AUGCGGCACUUCUCCUCCCUCCCGCGAGUGCUCCGCCGGAGCGCCGCCCCCAAACCCCACACCCACAGGCCGCGGACCGCCGCCCCGAAACCGCACCCAUCCUCGACCUCCCCCGCGCCGGUUCCCGACGCCAAGGCGCCCGAUGCGCCGGCGCCGAUGCCGACGAGGCCAUGGGAGGAGGCCCUGGACGCGGCGCAACGCGCGUUCUGCCUGCCCCUCGCCGGCCGCGUCCUCGCCGCCGCUGGAACCGGCAACGCCGCCGUGUCCCCCGCCGGAGUCCACGCCGCGCUCGCCCUCGCCGCCUCCGGCGCGCAGGGCGCCACGCGGAGGCAAAUGCUCGGCGCGCUGGGCUGCGGCGGCGGCGGCAAGGGCGCCGCGGCCGACGCCGCCAACGUGGCGUCGCGUGUCGUCAAGCGCGUGCUCAGGGACCGGGCCAAGUCUGGUGGGCCGCGGCUCACGUUCGCCUCUGGCGUGUGGGCCGACGCAUCGAGGACGCUCUCGCCCGAGUUCGUGGACGGUGCGGGUGGCCUCUACGGCUCAGUGGCCAAGACGGCCGACUUCAAGGGCACGCCAGAAGAUGCUGCUGAGCAAAUUAACUCGUGGGUCAGCAAGUCCACGAAACAAACCAUUACCUCACUCCUUCCAGAUGGAAUAAUUGACCACAAUACAGGGCUUGUACUUGGGAGUGCAGUGUAUUUUAGAGGCAGAUGGCUGGAUAAGACUGAUAUAGGGAAGACUGCUGAACAAAAAUUCUACUGUCUGGAUGGAACACCUGUCCUGGUGCCCUUUGUAGAGUAUGACAGGACGCGUCUGUUUGCAGUGCAUGAUGGGUUCAAAGUUAUUAAGCUUCCUUACAGGCAAGGAAAGAAUGAACGGAAGUUUUCCAUGUACAUUUUUCUCCCAGAUGCUCAUGAUGGCCUGUUUGAAUUAUCCAAAAAGAUUUUCUCUGAGCCAACUUUCUUGCAACAACAUUUGCCAACAGAGAAGCGCCAUGUUGGUAUUCGGGUGCCCAAAUUCACGAUAUCUUUUCAGAUCGACAUGAAGGAUUUUCUGAAAGAUAUGGGCCUUGAAUUACCAUUCCGCCGUGAUGCAGAUUUCAAAGAUAUGGUGAAGGAAGAUGACUCCAAGGAACCUUUGUUUCUAUCUGAUGUACUUCAUAAAGUAAUCUUAGAGGUGAAUGAUGAUGAGAUUGAAGAAACUUCUGUGAAUCAGAGCACAGGCAAGCCUUUACCAAGAGAGCACUUCGCUGCCGACCACCCAUUUUUCUUUGUCAUUCGAGAGGAAGUGUCUGCUACAGUUAUCUUCAUGGGGCAUGUGCUUGAUCCUUCAUCACAGCCGUAGAAUCAGGUUUGUCUGAUAUUUGGUGGUGAAUGAAGCACAAGCGUGUGAAUCUGUGCCUGUGACACUAUUUAACCUCACACUGAUCAAAAGUGAAGAAUUUCCUGAUGAAGUUCAGAUGAAAGGAAACAAGGGUAUCAUAGUCUCACUGCUUAAGGUUCUGUCGGCACCAAGAACUGUACCUGACAGUUAUUGUCACCGAUCUGGGAACCACGAGUAGAAUAGAACACUAAUAAAAAUACUCAAAUGUGGGAAUGCCCUUGACGAGGUGAGCAAUUCCCAGAGAGGAUGAAAGUUUCUUUUUCAGCUCUCUUACGCUUAAUUCACAAGGCAACGGUUGCUUCUUCAGCUUCACCGAUGGCUACACUCUACUGACAGUGUCGGCGGCUUCGGGCUUUCUUCCUAAAAUGGCUAUACUGACACUGUUUUAUGCACAUCAAUAUCUGUGCGGCAGUGAAACGUGAUCUGUGAACAUCUGCUGGGCCGCUAUUUGUCUUGCUCAUCUCUAGUGGUGAUGGUGACUGGGCGAUGAGGUUGGUGGCCUUUCGACCUGGAAGAAGAAAAAGGAUGUCUGGCACUCUCUCAAAACUGUUUGGCUUUCUGGCCUUCUCUAACUGAUAAUUUGUUCUUUCGUUUUCGUGCCUUUUCUUCCUUCUGUUUGCAACAACCUGGACAGCAAAAGAAAUUUAUUUCUUGUUGAAAAUGUAGCACAGGA
Molecule: messenger RNA, 2053 nt
Organism: Lolium rigidum
Lineage: Eukaryota; Viridiplantae; Streptophyta; Magnoliopsida; Poales; Poaceae
Product: probable non-inhibitory serpin-Z9
Exons: 3
Coding region: 1-1341 (446 amino acids)
Molecular function (GO): serine-type endopeptidase inhibitor activity
Source: RefSeq, a predicted model, not a curated record